CCAUGAAGAUAACUUCAUAAGUAGGUAAAUGUGAAUGAUUAGCAAAGAGCCGUGUAAAGCAAACUGUAUUGCUCUUGGUAAGCCGUCUCUGUUUCUCAGUGGGCUGGAAACCACACCAUCGCUUCCUCUUUAUCUUUGUAGUGCGAGCGCAACAUCUGUCACUCGGCGUCUGAGCAACUUCAGUGACACCACCAGGAAAGGUCUCUGCUGGUCCAAAUGGCACGCUUCCCACGGGUGGCAUCUUUUUUUCUCUUUCUGACUAAGCUCAGCACUGCCCAGAGAGAAGUAACAGUUCAGAAAGGACCGCUGUUCAGAGCUGAAGGUUACCCCAUUAGCAUCGGCUGCAACGUAACUGGCUACCGGAGACCUUCUGAGCAGCAUUUCCAGUGGUCUGUUUACCUGCCGACAGCCCCGACCCAAGAAAUCCAGAUCAUUAGCACCAAGGAUGCCACCUUCUCUUAUGCAGUGUAUGCACAGCGGGUGCAAAGUAAGGAAAUCUACGUGGAGAAGGUCCAGGGUAACUCAGUCUUUUUGCACAUCGCCAAGCUCCAGAUGAAGGAUUCCGGCGAGUAUGAGUGUCACACACCCAACACUGAUGGAAAAUACUAUGGGAGUUACAGUGCAAAGACGAAUCUAAUUGUCAUUCCAGAUACCCUCUCUGCUGCCAUGACUUCCCAGACUCUCAGUAAGGAGGAAGGUGAGCCAUUGGAACUUACCUGUGAGUCAUCCAAAGCCACAGCUCAACAUACUCACCUCUCUGUCACCUGGUACCUGAUGCAAGAUGGAGAAAGAAGCCAAGCCAGCAAGAUUAUUUCCCUCUCCAAAGAUUUUAUGCUGCUCCCUGGGCCCUUGUAUACAGAGAGGUUUGCAGCUGGUGACGUGCGGCUCGACAAGCUUGGGGUCACUACCUUCAGGCUGUCCAUAGGGAGACUUCGGCCCUCAGAUCAGGGUCAGCUGUUCUGUGAGGCAACUGAAUGGAUUCAGGAUCCGGAUGAAACCUGGACUUCCAUCACGAAAAAGCAGACAGAUCAAACAACUCUGAGGGUCCAUCCAGCAGUGAGAGAUUUUCAAGUCAACAUCACGGCUGAGAGCACGGUUCCUGAAGGAAAACCCUUAGAACUGGUUUGCCUGGUCAUGGGCGGUGGCCGGGACCCACAGCUUCAUGGCACUUGGUUCUUCAAUGAUAUUGAAAUGGCCCACAUUGAUGCUGGUGGAGUUCUGGGUCUGAAGAAAAACUAUCAAGAAAGAGCAAGUCAAGGACAGCUCCAGGUUUCAAAGUUAAGCCCCAAGUCUUUCUCUCUCAAGAUCUUCUCUGUGGGGCCAAGGGAUGAAGGUGCCUACAGAUGUGCCGUGGCAGAGGUGACAAGAGCUCAGAUGGGCUCCUGGCAGGUGCUCCAGAAAAAACAGUCACCAGACAGCUACGUGCACCUGAGGAAGCCAGCAGCAAGAUAUGUGGUCAUGUCUACCAAGAACAGGAAGCAAGCAGUGUGGGAAGGAGAGGCGUUAACCCUUCUCUGCAAGGUAGGUGGAGCUAAAAGUCUCCUGUCCGUGACGUGGUGGCACAUCCCACAAGACCAGACAGAGCCGGAGUUUGUGGCUGGAAUGGGGCAGGACGGCACCAUGCAGCUGGGUGCCUUCUACGGGCAACUCGAUAAGCACAGCAACACAAGGCUGGAGAAGACGGACUGGGACACCUUCCAGCUGGAGAUCACCUCCACCACCAUCACAGACAGCGGCACGUAUGAGUGCAGGGUGUCUGAGAUGCCCCGGAGCAAGACCAGAGAUCAGAGCUGGGCUCAGAUGUCAGUCACUGUAAAACCUCUGAAGUCAAGUUUACAUGUUAGUCUGAUGAGCCGUCAACCACAAGUGAAAUUAACCAACACCUUUGACCUGUCCUGCAUAGUGAGUGUUCGCUACUCUGACCUCAAGGUUCUACUCACCGUGACAUGGCAGUUCCAGGCAGCUAGAUCUCGAGCCUUUGAUCUGCUUCUUCGAAUCACCCAUAAUGGCACUAUUGAAUGGGGGAACUUCCUACCCCAGUUCCAAAAGAAGACAAAGGUUUCACAGUCUUUAUUUCGUUCUCAACUCCUAAUCCAUGAUGCCACCGAGGAAGAAGCAGGAGUUUAUCAGUGUAAUGUAGAAGUUUAUGACAGAAGUUCCCUACACACAAACGGCCCCGUGAGGGCUUCUGCCAUCUCUCACCCAUUGAGGAUCACUGUCACUUUACCAGAGAGCAAGCUGAAAGUGAAUUCAAGUAGUCAAGUCCAAGAGAUCUCCAUCAACUCCAACACAGACAUAGAGUGUAACAUCCUGUGCCAAUCCACUGGAAACCUUCGGUUGGCUGUUACUUGGUACUUCUCUGCCACGUCCACUAAUGCACCCUGGCUGAGGAUCCUGGAAAUGGACCGAACCCACGUAGUAAAAUACGGGGAUGAAUUUCAGGCCACAUGGAGAAAACAAAAAUUCCACGCCGAGAAAGUUUCCCAAGACUUGUUUCAGCUACACAUUCUGAACGUGGAAGACAGCGAUCAGGGCAAAUAUCGCUGCACUGUGGAGGAAUGGCUCUGGUCUACAAAUGGCACUUGGCACAAGCUUGGAGAAAAGACGUCAGGUCUCACAGAAUUGAAACUCAGGCCCACAGGAAGUAAGGUACGCAUUUCCAAAGUGUCCGGGACAAAAAAUGCCUCCGAGCACAGCGAGGUGGCCAUCCGCUGCAGCCUGGAGAGUGCGGGCAGCCCAGCCUCCCUGUUCUCUGUGAUGUGGUACUGGAACAGAGAAAAUUCUGGAAGUAAAAUGCUGGUGCACCUGCAGCAUGACGGCUCGCUGGAGUAUGGCGAAGAGGGGCUCAGGAGGCGCCUGCACUGUUACCGUUCAUCCCCUGCAGACUUUGUCCUGAUGAUACAUCGAGUGGAGAUGGAGGAUGCUGGAAUGUACUGGUGCAGGGUGGCAGAGUGGCAGCUACACGGUAACCCAAGCAAGUGGGUCAGCCAAGCAUCAGACGAGUCACAGCGUGUGGUGCUCACGGUGCUGCCUUCAGAGCCCACGUUUCCUUCCAGGAUCUGCUCGUCAGCACCUUUACUCUAUUUCCUCUUCAUCUGCCCCUUCCUUAUGCUCAUCCUUCUGUUCAUUUCCCUCCUCUGCCUGUACUGCAAGGCCAGGAAGUUGUCAACUCUGAGCCUAAGCAUACAGAAAGAAAAGGCCCUCUGGGUGGACCUGAAAAGGGCUGGAAGCAGGACCACACACAGAUUGGAAGAGGACGGUGAAGACAGUUGAAUCCCGAGAGGCGCCUGCAGCCCUGUGGAAAGAGUGCGGACUUUGAAACUGGACUGACCAGGAGAGGAGUGCCCCCUGCCUCUGUCCUCCUCUGAGUCUGCGGCCUGGGGCGAGGUACCUAGGACUCAGAGGGAACAUUUAUUGAGCGCGUAUGUGGUGCCAGAAACCGUUAAGUGUUUCUUCACGUGUCACCUCAUCUACCCAUCGCAUCCCCCACAGGAGCUAGGUGACUCUGUUACACCGUCUUCCGCUUGCCACACCUCACGGGGCUUAGGUUCUGCGUCCAUAGAUCUGUAAGGAGAGGAGUGCCUCCCUCACGCAGCUGCUGGGGAUUAAAUGAGAUCCCACGGCAGAGCCCAGGGCGAUGCUUCCCUCUCUUAUGUCACUGAUUCCCUGGACAACACUCAGUGGUCCUGCCACACUGGCUCCGGUAAUCUUUUGCCUCCAGAUAAGACACGUAGGAAAGGACCUGAUGCCAGCAAGGAAAAGGGGUUGGGACUAUGCCCUUCAUUCACAUCAAAUCUGCCUCCCAAUCAGACUGUGGCUUCCUUCAAGGCAGAAAUCCCAUUUUCUCCUCCACUCCAUCCCCAUCCCGUCUAUAAACACCACUGACGAGCAAGCUCUGCACAGUAGGUGCUUCAUCAGUAUUGGUUCUUUAGUGAAAGGAUAAGGUAUUUUGUAGCCUGACUUUCUUUCCUUUUUUGUUUCUUUCUUUUCUCCAUAAGACUUAUUAAGUCACUGCUAAGGAAAAACUUUUUUUUUUUUUUUUGCGGUAUGCGGGCCUCUCACUGUUGUGGCCUCUCCCGUUGCGGAGCACAGGCUCCGGACGCACAGGCUCAGCGGCCGUGGCUCACGGGCCCAGCCGCUCCGCGGCAUGUGGGAUCUUCCCGGACCGGGGCAUGAACCCAUGUCCCCUGCAUCGGCAGGCGGACUCUCAACCACUGCACCACCAGGGAAGCCCAGGAAAAACUUUUUUUAAAAAUUUUGCAACAGUGCUCCAGUCAGCUCCCCAAGGCCUCAUAUCUCCCUUUCCUCCCCACACCCAAAGUUCCAUCUGGCUCCUGGCUCUUCUUAGCCCAGGCCUUAUUUUCCUUGACCUGACAGCACCGGGUAGCAGGAAAGGUGGCUGUGUCAGUUAUCUGAGGGCAGAGGAGUUAACAGUGCCUCUGUCCUGUCCUGCUCCGGCAGGGGCUAGGAGUUCAGGGGGAAUAGUAAUCUCAGCAUCCUCUAUUCUCAGCCAGGAAAAGUCAGGAGGAGGGGGAUGGGGAGUGUCAUGGCCGAAGGCUUCCAACCACUGUCCCCUAGGAGAUAACAACUGUCCCCACUGGGCCUGGGGUCCCCUCACCUUUGUUUCAAAAGCAGCUUAGGCCCUGUUGUAGCCAGAAUUGGAAAUCAAUCAGUGCCACCUAACAGACUUGAGAAAACACAUCUAUUUAUUAUCUAUGUGACCAACAGGGUUGCUUUAACGCUCAUUAAUUUGCAUUUCCAAGGCUAGCAAUUUAUUUUUAAUUAUUUUAUCAGGCACACACGUCCUCUCCAAACAUAAUUAGUUCCUUUGCAAGGGGAUUUUUGGUGGCUAUGAGGACUCCCACCGCAGGCCUAUGGGUUCCUUGAUUUCAUCUCCCUUUGUAGCCUCAUUUGAAAUACUCCAAAUGUUUUUUUAAACAGGUCAGAGCAUUUAUUUCUUCUCUCUCAGGUAAGGGAGCAAAUUUUUCCAAAAGCAAAGCUAAUGUUAAGAUUUCUUAACAUUGAAGUGUGAUGCUCCCCCCACCCCUGCCGCUAUUUCCAGAAACCCGUAUUUUAAUUGAAUAUUGAAAGGAAAGAGAAUGGGAUUGAGCCCCAUCAGAGAAUCGGAAUAGAUCCUGGUGCUGCCCCCAUUUCAGGUACUCUUACCCCCAACCACUGUUCUCCCUCCUUGCCUGGAUACUGCCUUUCAGCUCUGAGCUCAAACACCAGUUUGUCACAUUUGAAUUCAGCACAGAGACUGCACAGACCAGACACUCAAAUAUCCGACUGCCCCACCCAGAGCAGAGCAUGGGAAUGAUUACUGCCCAGUGAGCACCUCCUGGGUGUCGAGCACUGGGGUAGGUGCGUGGGAUCCAGUGGUGACUCAAGCAAACUCCACCCUGCUCCCCUGGGACUAUCACCUAGUUUUUUCUGGAUGUUCUGUUUUCAUUAAUGGGAACUAGAUAGAACACGUUGGAUUUUCUAGGAAGUCACACCACACCAUUUGGCUUAUAGUAGUUUUCAGGUAACUGAAACCCCAACGUCUUCUUUCUACCUUUCUGAACUUCUUUGGAAUAAAAUUUGUUUUCAUCCAAUUCAGCAAGCAUUUUUUACGUGAAACCUCUUCUCUCUCCAGUUAUGCCCUUGGUCAUUUUAGUUUUUCAGUCUUAACAGAGAAGUUUACUUUUACUCAUUGAUUUCAGCUUUUCUAUUCUAUGUCACCACCUGGUUUUACUUUCAGCUUCUUGUGUUAGUAAAUCCUCCCUGGCAACAGGACAAACCUCUGUCUCAGGAGUUGGCUACCUGUAGCCCACAGGCCAAAUGUGGCCCACUACCUGUUUUUUAAAAUGCAAUUUGUUGGAACACAGGCACUCCCGUUUGUCUAGAUAUUAUCUAUGGCUACUGUCAUGAUAUAAUGGCUGAGUUGAGUAGUUGGCACGAUAGACUCUAUGACCUGCAAAACCUAAAAUGUUUACUAUCUGGCCCUUCAUGGAAAAAGUUUGCCACUCCCUGCUCUCUUUCAGUGGCUAAUGUUCUGUCAGUUUUAGCCAUGAAUUACGUUCCUGGGAAACUUGAUUUGAGGUGUUAUAUCUGUAUCUGUUGUAUAUCUGACGACUUUAAUAAAUGAUCUUAGGCCCUCCGGA
This is a messenger RNA of Orcinus orca (killer whale), 6143 nucleotides long. It is a transcript of the gene CD101, whose product is annotated as CD101 molecule. The transcript has 9 exons. The coding region runs from base 217 to 3273 and encodes 1018 amino acids. The record is from RefSeq and is a predicted model, not a curated record. Lineage: Eukaryota; Metazoa; Chordata; Mammalia; Artiodactyla; Delphinidae.